Molecule: messenger RNA, 2474 nt
Organism: Arachis stenosperma
Lineage: Eukaryota; Viridiplantae; Streptophyta; Magnoliopsida; Fabales; Fabaceae
Product: receptor-like protein 49
Exons: 2
Coding region: 16-2238 (740 amino acids)
Molecular function (GO): protein binding
Source: RefSeq, a predicted model, not a curated record
ACACUUCCUAAUUCAAUGUCAAAUCUUACCCAUGUAGUUUAUCUAGACUUGUCAUUCAAUAACUUCACUGGCCCUCUUCCAUCUUUCAAUAGGUCCAAUGCUCUUAGGAAUAACUCUUUCGAUGGAAGAGUCCCCUCAAGUUUGUUUGCACUUCCAUCUCUACAAAAACUCAUUCUUUCGUACAAUAGAUUUGAAGGCCCAUUGAAGAAACUACCAAAUUGUUCUUCCUCAUCUUUAGAGAUGCUUGAUUUGAGUGGAAACAAUUUUCAAGGUCCCAUUCCCCCAUCUAUUUUCCAACUCAAAAGACUCUUUUUGCUUCAGCUUUCAACAAACAAGUUCAACGGCACAAUAAAGUUGGACAAUAUUCGGAGCCUACCAAAGUUAAAAACAUUUGAUCUGUCUCACAACAAUUUGUCAGUUGUUGGUACAAAUGUUACAUAUGAUCAAGAUUUCUCAUACUUCCCCAUGCUUAACAAUCUUUUGUUGGCUUCAUGCAAGUUGGAUGCAUUUCCUUCCUUCUUGAGAAAUCACUCCACUUUGCUUUACCUUGACUUAUCCAACAACCAAAUUGAAGGAAUCAUACCCAAUUGGAUUUGGAAAUUUGAAUUUUUGAUGGCCCUAAAUCUUUCCAAUAACCUUUUGGUAGGUAUGGAAGGGCCUUUUCAAAAUCUUGGUUCAAAUUUAUUCCUCCUUGACCUUCAUGGCAACCAAUUGCAAGGGCCUGCCCCCAUUUUCACUAAAAGCAUUGCUUACUUGGAUUACUCCAACAACAAUUUCAGCUCAUUCAUUCCAGCAGACAUCGGUAACCAAAUUCCAAACAUAGUUAUGUUGUAUCUUUCAAACAAUAGUUUUCAUGGAGAAAUCCAUGAAUCCUUUUGUAAUAUGACAUUUCUUCGAUUGCUUGAUCUUUCGGAUAAUCGCUUCAACGGCGAGAUUCCAAAGUGUUUGGCAACAAGUGACAGAUCUUUGAGAGUAUUAAGUCUUGCUGGGAAUGAACUCAGUGGCCAUGUACCAGACACAUUCCCAACAUCUUGUGCUUUAAGGUUUCUAGAUUUUAAUGGAAAUCUUUUAGAUGGAACCGUUCCAAGAUCUUUGACAAAUUGUCAAAAUCUACAAGUCUUGAAUCUUGGAAAGAAUCAAUUAAUUGAUACUUUUCCUUGCUUCUUGAAGAACAUUUUGACACUGAGAGUCAUGAUUUUAAGGUCAAACAAAUUUCAUGGGCAUAUUGAAUGUCCUAGUAGCACUGGCAACUGGGAGAUGCUUCAAAUUCUUGACCUAGCCUCCAAUAACUUUAGUGGCUUGUUGCCAUCAUCACUUCUGCAAAGUUGGAAAGCAUUGAUGCAUGAUGAAGAUAGAUCACGGUUUGGGCAUUUAUCUUUUGGUUUAUUUGAUUACAUUAAUCUUAUACAGAAUGUUGGGAUUUUAACCAGAGUUUUCAGCAAUGCUGAUAAGAUGAAAUUUGCUAAGCUUGUUGCCAUGGAGCCACUUUUUGUGGUGGACCACUUUGUCUCUCAUAUCAUGGAAGGCGUAUAUGGUAUUGGUAGGUAUGAGGAUUCAGUUACAAUUGUGAACAAAGGUCAACAAAUGAAGUUGGUAAAGAUUCUCAUUGCCUUCACUUCAUUGGAUUUCUCAUCCAACUAUUUUGAAGGGCCAAUACCAGAAGAGAUCAUGAAUUUCAAAGCAUUGCAUGCUCUUAACUUGUCACACAAUUCUUUCUCAGGCCAUAUCCCUUCAACUUUGGGAAACUUGAGAAAUCUUGAGUCCUUAGACUUGUCAAUGAAUUCUUUGGGGGGAGAGAUUCCGACUGAGCUUGCAAGCUUAACUUUUCUUGCCAUCAUGAAUGUCUCUUAUAAUCAUCUUGUGGGAAGAAUUCCAACAGGUACUCAAAUCCAAUCGUUUGAAGCAGAUUCAUUUAUAGGCAAUGAGGGGUUGUGUGGGCCACCAUUAACCCAAAAUUGUAGUGGUGAAGGAGGACAAGGACUGUCACAACCGCCGUCAUCUGAAACUACUAACUCUCAUAGAAGUAGCUCAAUUGAUUGGAGUUUGUUAAGUGUGGAAUUGGGAUUCACUUUUGGGUUUGGAAUAUUUAUCAUGCCACUCAUUUUGUGGAAGAGAUGGAGGUUGUGGUACUCCAAGAAAGUAGACGAUGCUCUAUACAAGAUUGUCCCUCAGCUUGAUUUCGUAUAUGAACGUCAUGGUGGCAAGAAGUAUAGAUAUUUAAGGUGGAAGCCUUAUUGAUUGUUGUUGCACUUCAUCUUUAUGUUGCUUUUUCUAUUUUAUUUUAUUUUUGUUGUUUCUUAUUUUUCUUAAUUUGUGUGUACUGUGUAGUAAGUAUAAAAAUAAGGACUUCGUUAGCUUGGUUGAAGCUAGCCAUGGAUGGGGAGUAAAAUCGUGAUUAUUUUAUUUGAAGUUGUUUUAGGGUUAGCAUAAGAAACGAAGAUAGUCUAUGUGUUACUACAAGUGUAUUGUAAUUA